This is a messenger RNA of Drosophila subobscura, 3161 nucleotides long. RefSeq names its product box A-binding factor (gene GATAe). NCBI's taxonomy places the organism in Eukaryota, Metazoa, Arthropoda, Insecta, Diptera, Drosophilidae. Gene Ontology annotation, molecular function: RNA polymerase II cis-regulatory region sequence-specific DNA binding; DNA-binding transcription factor activity, RNA polymerase II-specific; zinc ion binding. Gene Ontology annotation, biological process: negative regulation of transcription by RNA polymerase II; cell fate commitment; positive regulation of transcription by RNA polymerase II. The record is from RefSeq and is a predicted model, not a curated record.
UUGUUGUACCGCUGCUGCUGCUGCUCCGAGUCCCAGUCCCAGUCCCAGGCCCAGACCCAGCCAGACCCACAGAACCGCCACAGAACCGCCGCAGAACCGCAACCACAGAGCAGAACACUGAAACCACAGCCAGAGCCCAUGAGCCGGAGUCGGUCUUCCUUCCAACAAUAAUUGUUCUAUCAAAUGCCGCGUGGGCAGCAACCAAAUGGAAAACUAAACUUAAAGUUCCUACCAAAAAAAUAAAUAAUAAUAAAUACACUUUUUCGCGCCACUUUUGAGCCACGCCCGUUUUGGCACCGCCCCCGCAAGUUCUGAUAAAAGCCCAGUGAACAGACGGACAGCAGUGCAAGUGAUAAUAAUUUUUCAAAAAAAGAAAAACAACAGAAAUCAAGUGAUAAAAGCGAAACUUAGAUAAAAAACAUUGGAACGCUUCAACACUCCGCCAAAGAGUGAGAGGGAAAGCAGCAGGAGAAGGAGGAAGGACACGCACUUUGAUGGUCUGCAAAAUUAUCUCAUCGAGUGUCAAGAUGCAGCUGAAGAUGGAAACGCAGACAACACAGCAGCAACAGCAGCAGCAGCAACAAUUGCAACAGCAACAGCACAAACAACAGCAAGUCCUGACCAAGCAGCAGAUCCAAUUGCUGGACAAGAUCAAGCUAGAGGCAAGCAAUGGAGCCGAGCAGCUGAGCCAGCAGACAGCCAGCGCCCUGGAGGAGCAACAGGAGCAGCAAUCCCAGCAGCAGCAACAGCAGCAGCAGCAGCAACCUGCCACAGCCGUGGGUGUUGUGGUGCAGUCGAGUCAGGGAGGAGGAGGAGUCAGCAGUGAUCCGGAGGAGCAGUACGUGGUGGUGCCACGCAUACAGCAGCGACGCAUCCUCACCACAGCGGGAACAUUAGAACUAAACGAAGCUCGGGAGGGAGAGCCCAGCAGUGGGAGCUCUGGUUCCGCCUCCGAGGGCCACAUCGAGUACCAGCGCAGCUCCCAUCACUCCCCGGCAGCUGCACACGCGACCCACUACGUCCAGAUGGCGCCGCGCAAUGCAGAGGUGCCAGAGGUGCCGCCAGGUGCGCCACCGGGCACCCUCUACGCCUAUUCCUCGGGCCAGAUCAUCUGCAGCAGCGAGGAUGUGGCGGCCAUCAAGAUAGAGACCAUCGAGAAGGGUGAAGUGCCAGUGGAAGCGCAGCAGCAAUCCCAGCAGCAGCAACAACAGCAGCAACAAUUGCAGCAUCAGCAGCAGCAGCAGCAACAGCAGCAGCAGUGCCCCACACCCAAUGGCGCCACCUAUGCGGAGACGAUUGUCAUCAGUCGUGAGGCAGAGGCACUGCAGCAUCACCACCAGCAACAUCAGCAGCAGCAGCAGCAGCAGCAGCAACAGCAGCAGCAGCAGCAACAUCCAACGUCAGCGGUGCACAUCGCCAGUAGCUCCCAUGGCGGCACCGUGCGAUUCGUGUCCGAGGAUGGACGCUUCAGCAGCGCCGUUCCGGAAGCGGCUGGCUCCACUCUGUACUACGAUGUGCCCGUGGUGGAUGCCAGUGUCCAUGCCAACGAGUCCAAGACAUAUGCGGAUCUGGGCAACGCCUACGCAUUCCCUUCGAGCGCCAGCUUCACGAGCAACAGCUACGCAGCCACGCUGCAGCAGACGAACACGAUCUACACGAUGCCCGGCGGGCAGUUCCUGACCAAGUCCGAGGCGGGACUGAAUUCCCUACGUCAGACGGGACCAACGACCUUUCUGAAUCCCUUUCCCGAUGGCAGCCAAGCCAUCGAUCUGUGGACAUCGCCCGCACCGCCAGAGUAUCAGAAUGCACCAUUUACCAACUUCCAUCCACAGGUGAUGGAUGAGUAUGCCUCGAGUAAUAUGACCACCACCCAUUGGUCACCCGCCGGCAGCAUUGGGCAGUACGAUGCCAGCCUGGUCACAGCCUCCGCCACAUCCUCCCCGAAUCACGAUCUUAAGUGCGAGAACUGCCACUCGCCGUUCGUGCGCAAGGGCUCGGAUUUCUUCUGCCCCAACUGCACGGGUUUCAUGCGCAUGGCGCCGCGCAUGCCCCAGCGACAGGCGAAGCCGAAGACCGCCGCUGCACCCAACAAUCGUCGCAAUGGCGUCACCUGCGCCAACUGCCAGACCAACUCCACGACGCUGUGGCGGCGCAACAAUGAGGGGAAUCCCGUGUGCAAUGCCUGCGGACUGUACUUUAAGCUGCACAACAUGAACCGUCCGCUGUCCAUGAAGAAGGAGGGCAUCCAGAAGCGGAAGCGCAAGCCAAAGAACAAUGGAGGAGCGCCCAUGCACCGUGGGGCACCGCUGCCAAGCAUGUCCCAAGGUGUCAAUCUGAUGGUGAACAGCAGCACUCCGCUGUACCCUUCACAGGUGCCCGUGAAUAUGCUGAAUAGCCAGCAGAAUGCCAGUCCCGAGCUGCACGACAUGUCCACGACAGGACCUGCGGGCGGUGGCGGCUCCCGUGUGGUGGCCAUCCAGGUGAAUGCCUCGGGUGCACCGCCCAGCUCCGAUGGCACGCUGAACAUGUCCGCGCGCCACCAUGUCACGGGUGAGAGCCACUCGCCGUACAGCCAACAGACGACGCCCUCGCAGAGUCAGUCGCCGCAUUUGCCCAGCCCCGUCAGCCUGAAUCGCCAGAUAGUACAGCCAGUUCCUGCCAUUGAGAGCGGUCGCAGUUCGAACAACAACAGCGAACUCCCGCCGAGCGUCAUAACGCGCACUGGACUGCCGGAGCGAUCAUCGAAUAACUAACUAACUUUAAUACCAACUAAAAGUGGUGUCACAUUCCCAACCAAAAUGUCAAGAUUGCCAAAAUAUUUAUUUAAGUCUUAGCUCUUAGAUUUAUGCUAUUUCUAUUUGUAUUUGUAUUUCUAUUGUAUUUAGUAUCCCAUGUCCCAGUUAGCAGGCAAGACAAGUCGGAAGUCGAAAGACGAAAGACGAAAGGAAAUACUUGAAAGCCAAUCAAUCAUUCCGUUUAGUCAAUCAUUUGAAAUGAUUUGUGGAGAGCGAGCAGUCUAGCAGUAAUUUAGCAAAUGAAAAACAAAGAGAAAAAACAAGAGACAAAGAGCUCAAGAAGACCAUAAAGAAGCCUACGAUUUUGUAUGUUUAAGCACACGUUUUUUUAUUCAACAAAAUAUAAAUAAAUAAGUUGUAAACGCA